AUGGCCAAGCGGGCACCCCAGCUUACUGGGGUCGGAAGUAAUUUCGGUCUGAAGACAGCGGAUGAGGUUGCUGUUGCCGCACUGGUACCUAUCUCUGUCGAAGCAGAUACCGUGACCGGAUGCAUCGGUGGCGCAAAUGCAGCCUCCCGGGGGGCGAUUGGGUCCGGUGUUGCAGGGACGGUCAAAGUCGCACGUAGAAUCGCAGGGAUCGCGGGCGCAGACGCCGUUGAUGCAGGACAAGCCAGCCGCACACCUGUUGCCGCAGCGACCACAGUUGAGCCUCUAAUGGUACCAAGAGUAGGACAGCUUGGCGUGGGAGUUGAGGAGGUUGUAGACCUUGUCGCUGUUGUGUCCAGUGUAGUAGAACUUGCGCUUAGCGUCGAAGAGCCUGAUGAUGUUGUGCCCAGUGAAGUAGAGCUUACGCUCAGCGUUGAGAGGCCUGACGACGUAUCUAGUGAAACAGAGCUAGUGCUCAGGGUCGAGGAUCCCGAUGAGAAACUUGAGCUCAGCGUCGAGAAACCCGAUGAUGAUGUUGUAUCCAGCGAAGUGGAACUUGAAGUCAGCGUCGAUAAGCCUGAUGACGUUGUGUCUAGCGAGGUGGAACUUGCGCUCAAACUCGAAGAGCUUGCUGAUGAAGAGGUGGAUGGAAGUGUCAUAGACGAAAGCGUCGUGAACGAAAAAGUCGUGAACGAAAGCGACGUGAAUGAAAACGUUGUAGACGAGAGCGUGUCGGUGUCCGUAGAACGAGAGCUCGAGGUCGAAGAUACAGUAGAGGCAGUACUUGACUCUGUACCAGUAGACGAGGAUGCAGUGUCUGUGGAUGACGAUAAACUGCUAGUAGAUGAUGAUGCACUACCAGUAGAUGAUGAUGCACUACCCGUAGAUGAUGAUGCACUCCCAGUAGACGAGGAUACACUAUCAGUCGAUGAUGACAAAGUCCCGGUAGAGGAUAACGUGAUAGUAGAGGAUAAGCUGUCAGUAGAUGACACACUACCAGUAAAUGAUGCACUGCCAGUAGAUGAGGAUACACUGUCAGUUGAGGAGGACAAAGUGCCGGUAGAGGACAGAGUGCCAGUUGAUGAGGACAGAGUAUCAGUAAAGGAUAUACUGCCAGAAGACGAAGAUACACUGUCAGUAGAGGAUGAUAGAGUGCCAGUAGAGGAUAAAGUGCCAGUCGACGAGGAUAUACUGGCAGUAGAAGAUGACAAAGUGUCAGUAGCGGAUAAAGUGCCAGUUGAUGAGGACAAAGUAUCAGUAGCGGAUAAAGUGCCAGUUGAUGAGGACAAAGUAUCAGUAGAGGAUGGUAGAGUGCCAGUAGAGGACAAAGUGCCAGUUGACAAGGAUAUACUGCCAGUAGAAGACGAUAAGGUAUCAGUAGCGGAUAAAGUGCUACUAGAUGAGGAUGUAGAGCCGGCUGAAGAGGACGCACUGCCAGAAGAUGAGGACACAGUAUCGGUAGAAGACAAAGUGCCAGUAGACGAGGAUGCACUGCCAGUGGAGGAUGACAAAGUAUCGGUAGGGGAUAAGGUACCAGUAGAUGAGGACAAACUGCCAGUGGAGGAUAAAGUGUCGGUAGAUGAGGAUAGACUACCGGUAGAAGACAAAGUAUCAGUGGACGAGGAUACACUGCCGGUAGAGGAUAUACUGCCAGUAGAGGAUGACACAGUAUCGGUAGAGGACAAAGUGUCGGUAGAUGAGGACAAAGUACCGGUAGACGGGGAUAAAGUGCCAGUAGAGGACAGGCUGACGGUAGAAGAUAAGCUGUCAGUAGAGGACAAGCUAUCAGUGGAGGAUAAACUGCCCGUAGAGGAUACACCGCUAGUGGAGGAAGCACUAUCGGUAGAUGAUAUACUACCGGUAGACGAUGAACUGUCGAUAGAUGAACUACCAGUAGAGGAUGAGCUACCAGUAGAGGAUGAACUGCCAGUAGAGGAUGAACUGCCAAUAGACGAUGAUAAACUGCCACUAGACGAGGACAAACUGCCGGUGGUAGCUGUAGAAGAACCCUGUGACGAUGUGAUUGGGGGGAUUGAGUUGCAGGAUGCGAUAGAAGUGAUAGUCGACGUGAGGGUCAAAGUGCGCACGCGCUGGCAUAGACUGCGUCCUGAUUGCCGCAGCUAUUGCCAAGGAACUGGAGUGGAAUCCGGUAUCCUGAUAUCUGGGAGAGACGGCGAGCCAGUCGGCAGGAUGAAAGCGGCAGCGUGGGCAGGUGUCGCUGUGCAAGACACCACCGUAGUCACGGUGUCGCGGGCAACAACUGUAACAGUGGUACUGGUAGGAAUGCGUGAGUUGUAG
This is a messenger RNA of Boeremia exigua, 2295 nucleotides long. RefSeq lists its product as uncharacterized. The record is from RefSeq and is a predicted model, not a curated record. The transcript is spliced from 4 exons. Lineage: Eukaryota; Fungi; Ascomycota; Dothideomycetes; Pleosporales; Didymellaceae. Bases 1 to 2295 code for a protein of 764 amino acids.